UGCCCGAAAAAUCAUACGAAGAGGAAAAUUCGUUACGCUGCACUGGGACUUCUCGAGGUGCUCUGAAAAAUCGAUUGGUCGCAAAGAAAGUGGCGACCGCGAAAUAAUGAAGGAUUUUGGGUCCUCCAAGGGAGCUUAACUCCUGGGAAAAUCAACCAGAGAUGGCGAGAUGAAGGCGGUCUGCCAGUGAAAACUUGCCAGUUAUUUGAUCGCUGGAGGAGAAAAGAGACGUGAACAAGCUGCAGAAAUGUCGAAAAUGAGGGGUCGCAUUCUGAUCCCACUGCCCAAUACCGGAGCAAUGGGUCGCAAGCGCAAUAACUUCUACAUGAGGAGCGUAUUCCUGCUGGCCCUGUGCAUUUUUGGCCUGCUGCAGUACCACAAUUUUAACUAUCUGGACUCGCGGGACAAUGUGCUGGGCGAUGCGGUCACCAACGACUCGGAUGAUGCCAUUUUGGCCAUGGUGCCCGCCACUCUUCAUAAAUAUCUAACGCCCCACUCCCGGAAUCACACCACCUCGGCUGCAGGAGGAGGAGGAGUCCUUUCCGCAGCGGUACCCCUUCCAGCCCUUCUGUUGAACACAAGUAGCUCGGGAGCUGCUACGGCCACCACCAUCAGCUUCGAUGUCUACCAUCCUCCGAAUAUCACGGAGAUCAAGCGUCAGAUCGUCAGAUACAACGAUAUGCAGAUGGUGCUCAACGAGGAUGUCUUUGGCCCGCUGCAAAACGACUCUGUGAUAAUUGUGGUCCAGGUGCACACGAGGAUCACCUAUUUGCGCCAUCUGAUUGUCAGUUUGGCUCAGGCUCGGGAUAUUUCCAAGGUGCUGUUGGUGUUCUCACACGAUUACUAUGACGACGACAUCAACGACUUGGUGCAGCAGAUAGACUUUUGCAAGACAAUGCAGAUCUUCUAUCCGUACUCCAUUCAGACGCAUCCUAACGAAUAUCCCGGCGUGGAUCCCAAUGACUGCCCCAGGAAUAUCAAAAAGGAGCAAGCUCUCAUUACCAACUGCAACAAUGCCAUGUAUCCCGAUCUCUAUGGUCACUAUAGGGAGGCAAAGUUUACGCAGACAAAGCACCACUGGAUUUGGAAAGCCAACCGGGUGUUUAAUGAACUGGAGGUGACACGCUAUCACACAGGACUGGUACUUUUCCUGGAAGAAGACCACUAUGUGGCCGAGGACUUCCUAUACCUGCUGGCCAUGAUGCAGCAACGAACCAAAGACUUGUGCCCCCAGUGCAAUGUGCUGUCCCUGGGCACCUAUCUCAAGACCUUUAACUACUACACUUACCACAGCAAGACUAACAAGAAAUCCUAUGCUUCCUCGCUGAUCUCGACAAACAGUCUAUUAGGAUACAAUAGGAACAAUAACAAUAGAAACUCUGUGUCGUCCUCUUACUCCUCCUCAUCAUCAGCAUCAGACUCAGCCUCACCAAAGUCAUCCAAAGUCUAUGUGGGCGACACCACCAGUGACUCCAACAGGCGGGGCAGCAACCUCAUCAACACUGUCACCGCCACCGCCACAGCCGCCACAUCCUCCGACACCACCAGCAAUAAUAAUAAUAAUAACAAUAAUAAUAACGAGCAGAGUAGCCAUGGCAGCGGCAAAAAUGGUGCACAAACAUGGAACUAUCAUGUCCUGCCGUCAUUGUAUUCCGUCUAUCAGAAGGUGGAGGUAAUGCCCUGGGUCAGUAGCAAGCACAACAUGGGCUUCGCCUUUAAUCGCACCACCUGGUCGAAUAUCCGGAAAUGUGCGCGUCACUUUUGCACCUACGAUGAUUACAACUGGGACUGGUCAUUGCAGCACGUUUCGCAGCAGUGCCUGCGGCGGAAGCUCCAUGCGAUGAUCGUCAAGGGUCCCAGGGUCUUCCACAUAGGAGAAUGUGGCGUUCACCACAAGAACAAGAACUGCGAGUCCAACCAGGUGAUCUCGAAGGUGCAGCACGUGCUCCGGAUAGCCCGGAACUCGCACCAGCUCUUCCCGCGAUCCCUCACCCUGACGGUGCCGAGUUUAAUGAAGAAAUCGAAGCUAAGAAAGGGCAACGGCGGAUGGGGAGAUCUGAGGGAUCACGAGCUGUGCCUGAACAUGACGCUGGCCACGAGAUAAGGGCCAGAAUAUGAAGGAAUCUCGGAUCCAGAUCCCCAAAUCAAUCAGUCAGUAGUAGCAGCGAGAGGAAGCCUAGCUCAUAGCGUUAUCUAAGUAGGAUUAUUAAGCAGUAGCCUUAAAAACACACACACACACACUGUAAACGAACAUUCAGCUAACUAACCGAAAAUAAUCAAAGCCAGAAGCCCAAAGCACAACUCAUACUAUAAGUAAUCCUCUAGUCACAUAUACCUACUAUAAACAUAAACAUAAAAUGCCGUGUUGUAAUCUCCUACCUUGUACCGUUUGCCCCUCAGUUUGUAUUGUUUAGGCUCCGUCCAGAUCCCGCAGGAUCGACAGAGUUCCAAGCGACGGGUUAGCCAUCCCUAAAAACUGAAACUACGAAUAUAAACUAGCGAUAGAAUAUAAAUAAAACCUAUUCCCAGAUUGUGCCGAAACCGUUUUAUCAAGCGGUCAUUUAAACUCAAGUCUAGAGGCAGCAAAUCGCAUAAACUAGUCAUACAUAGCAAUGUCUCACCACAAUGCACGUGCUAUAUAACAUCAUAGAUCAAACUUUUGAUAUACCUUACGAUCCUACGUUUUAAGCCUGUACAUAGAUGAAUUGCGUUGUAUACAUUGCAUAAGGUCUUUUUACGAUAUAAACGCGAAAAACUAAUGUAAUUUGUUAUUUUUUAAUCGUUAGUCCAAAGCGCUUUUAUGUAUUAGGAAUUUUUGAUUAAUUGAACGAAUAAUCUUAGUGAAUAAACGCCAAGUAAAUGCUCUACCA
Drosophila takahashii is the source of this 2870-nucleotide messenger RNA. Lineage: Eukaryota; Metazoa; Arthropoda; Insecta; Diptera; Drosophilidae. The record is from RefSeq and is a predicted model, not a curated record.